Messenger RNA from Prinia subflava (tawny-flanked prinia), 4774 nucleotides. RefSeq names its product coagulation factor II, thrombin (gene F2). The transcript has 14 exons. Bases 77 to 1903 code for a protein of 608 amino acids. Gene Ontology annotation, molecular function: serine-type endopeptidase activity; calcium ion binding. Lineage: Eukaryota; Metazoa; Chordata; Aves; Passeriformes; Cisticolidae. Gene Ontology annotation, cellular component: extracellular region. The record is from RefSeq and is a predicted model, not a curated record. Gene Ontology annotation, biological process: proteolysis; platelet activation; positive regulation of blood coagulation.
AAUAUUAACCCAGCAGGGCUGUGACUCCACUUAUUCUGCUUCCUUUGCAAUCCCCCUGCAGCCAGGGCUGAGCAGCAUGGCGCACACCAAAACCAGCAUACUGAGGGGCCUGCUCUUCUCCAGCCUUCUGCACCUCACCUUGAGCCACGCUGGAGUUUUCCUGGAAAAGGGGCAGGCACUGUCAGUGCUCAAGCGCCACCGACGUGCCAACAAGGGAUUUCUGGAAGAGAUGCUUAAGGGAAACCUGGAGCGAGAGUGCCUGGAGGAGAAAUGCAGUUACGAGGAGGCUUUCGAAGCCCUUGAAUCCAUCGAUCAGACGGACAUUUUUUGGUCAAAAUAUCAAGUAUGUCAGGGCCUGGGAAUGUCCAGGACAGUUCUGGAUGCUUGUCUAGAAGGUAACUGUGCUCUUGGGCUGGGCCAGAACUAUCGGGGAACAAUUAGCCACACCAAGUCUGGGAUUGAAUGUCAAGUGUGGACAAGCAAAUACCCACAUAUUCCUAAAUUUAAUGCCACCAUUUAUCCCAACCUCAUUGAGAACCACUGCAGGAACCCAGACAACAACUCGGAAGGGCCAUGGUGCUACACCCGAGACCCAACGGUGGAACGGGAGGCGUGUCCCAUCCCUGUGUGUGGUGAAGAUAGAACAACAGUUCCAUUUACUCCACUGGCCGUAGAACCUGCACCAAUGGAGCCUUGUGAACCAGAGAAAGGCAUGCUUUACACAGGGACCCUCUCAGUCACUAUGUCUGGAGCUAAGUGUCUGCCAUGGAACUCUGAGAGAGCCAAAGAGGUGCUCCAUGGAAAACACAUCGACCAAGAAGUGGAGCUGCAAGAGAAUUACUGUCGGAAUCCAGACAGAGAUGACGAGGGUGUCUGGUGUGUCACAGAUGAACCACCCUACUUUGACUACUGUGAUCUGCACUACUGCGACAGCUUACUAGAGGAUGAGAACCAAGAGUCUGAGGGACUAGCAGGACGUUCUACUAUUCCUAAAGAGUUCAAAACCUUCUUUGAUGAAAAAACUUUUGGUUCUGGUGAAGCAGAUUGUGGCACUCGUCCUUUAUUUGAGAAGAAAAAGAUAACAGACAAAAGUGAGAGGGAGUUGUUGGAUUCCUACACAGGAAGAAUUGUCAAUGGGGAUGAUGCAGAAGUCGGCAGCUCCCCCUGGCAGGUGAUGCUCUACAAAAAGUCUCCCCAGGAGCUGCUGUGUGGUGCCAGCCUCAUCAGUGACAGCUGGAUCCUGACUGCUGCUCAUUGUCUUUUUUAUCCACCCUGGGACAAGAAUUUAAGUACAAGUGACAUACUGGUGCGGAUUGGCAAGCACGUAAGAGCAAAAUAUGAAAAGAAUAAAGAAAAGAUUGCUCUUUUGGAUAAAAUCAUCAUCCAUCCCAAGUACAACUGGAAGGAGAACAUGGACCGAGACAUUGCACUCAUGCACUUAAAGAGACCCAUCAGCUUCAGUGACUACAUCCAUCCUGUCUGCCUGCCUACCAAAGAGGUCGUGCAGAGGCUGAUGCUGGCAGGUUACAAAGGGAGGGUAACUGGUUGGGGAAACCUGAAAGAAACGUGGGCCACUAACCCCUCCAACCUGCCCACAGUCCUGCAACAGGUCAAUGUGCCCAUUGUAGAUCAACGUACCUGCAAGGCAUCCACCAGAGUUAAAGUCACUGACAACAUGUUCUGUGCAGGUUACAGUCCUGAUGAGUCAAAGAGAGGAGACGCCUGUGAAGGAGACAGUGGGGGACCUUUUGUAAUGAAGAACCCAGAUGACAACCGUUGGUAUCAAGCAGGAAUCGUUUCAUGGGGAGAAGGCUGUGACCGAGAUGGCAAAUAUGGAUUUUACACCCAUGUAUUCCGCCUGAAAAAGUGGAUACGAAAAGCCAUCGAAAAUCAUGCGCGAUAGAUGAAACAUUUACCUUACUUGAUCUCAGUUUUGUUACAAUGCUCCACUUUAAAACAUAAGCAUAGAAAAUCCUGAAGUAAAACAAGUUAUAUCCUUACAACCUGACAAAGUCUUAUCCCUUCAAAAUAAAAGCUCUGAAACCCAUCUUCUUUUUAUUCAUGCUGAGUUUAGUUGCAGUUGGAUCUAAGUCAUGACAGAAGCCAGGAUUACCACAGCAUGAGCUACACUGCUAAUUACCUGUUGUGCUUCAAACAAAUUCCCCUCCCUUCCAUCAGCUAUAAUGAACAGGUUUUGGACCUCACAUAACAGCCUUGUCAGUCACAGCAAGAAAGAUUGUGGCCUCAUGCACUAUCCUUUUCCUCCCUUCAAGACAACUAAUUUUCUGUUUUAGUUUUUGACCCACAUAUGUACUGGAGAUAACAACCCUACAGUACCUGUGGCAUUACACAAAACACCAAUGUCAAAAGUAAAGCAAUUUGAAGUUGUUUUGAACAGACAAAGUGUUCCCAGCUACAACAGCAGGCAAUAAAUACCAGCACCACUGUGUGCAAUCCAUCCUACAAAGGAAUAGUGGCUUGAAUACAUUAAGCAGCACUUCCAGUAAGUUCCUACACAGCAGGUGGUGCUGGGUCCUCAUUGUGUAUUUUCCACCUGCACAGCAAGAUUCUGAAGGAAGCAAUUCAUGCAGUCCUUGUCAAAGCCUGCAAUGGAAGCAUCCUGCACAAUACCUGUUUGCUUGUGUUAUAAAGGCUGUUUAGGGAUCACUCCAAAAGCCAGCUUCAGUCUUUCAUAAACUCCUCUUUAGCAGGAAUUUGUGGACGACUGAGGACCCAGAGGGACAGCAGUAAACACAAAUUCUUCACCACUGAAUUUGUUCAGCCCAAUUUUCUACUAACACAAUCAUGAGAUCAGAAAAUUCUCUUUGCUCCCUAUGGCACCACGUUUCUAAACUUCUCACUCACAAUGCCAUAACGUCCCAGGAACAGGCAACAGUGAAGUUAGUUAUUCUAAAAAAAAGUUACUGAUCAAUUAGUGUCUGGCCACCUCCUUUUAGAUAGCUCAUCUGGGAACCAAGUUGAAGCAGCCCAACUUGAUUGCCUAAAUAAAGCAUAAAAACCAACCUCUCAAAGAAAUCUGAAGAACAAAACCUCAAAAGCUUAAGUUUCAUGACUGUUUAAACUCAUUGAUAAGCACAGACACUGAACACUGAAAAUGUUUAGCCUUUCUAAUGUUUAAAUUUUAAGCCUCAUGCCUUCACUAGUAUCAAAUAAUCUGUGACAAAGAGGGGAACCAGGACCAUACCGUUUCUGGAGAAGUUACUGUUCAUAUUGACUUGUUACAAACAAUACAGAGGAAUCAUUUUUAAAAUUCAGUUUAAUGUUAUUUAAAUAUUGUCUGGGCUAAAGAUUAGGCUUUAUUAAUUUAUGUGCACAAGUUUUAGUUCAGAACUCCCAGGAUAUUGAGUCCAACCAAACACUACAAAGACACAGGGCAAAAACUCAUUCAUAAAAACAACUGUAUCUUCUGCUACUCAAUUAUUCCUGUAUUUCACUUCUGAUUCAGCUUCAAAUUUAAAAUAGUUUAUACAGAUUUGCAGGCAUUGCUGUUUUAACAUCCUGAGCUAAUUAACAAAUAGUUCUUCAGAAUGUCUGCUGAAUAUGGUAAAGGAACAUAGGGAUUAUUUUAAAUGUCACUAAGUUUCAGAGAGCAGCUAGUAAUUGAGAGGUAGUGGCAGUAACUCUAGUGUCAGCUGACACAAACUAUUCACAAACUGCCCCAGUUUAAGUGCAGAAAACCACAGCACUUACCAAUAAGAGCCAAACCUCCACUUGUAAGAGAGCUGUUCCAUAAGUGCAUGCCCAUUUCAGGUUAUGAGAGGAGACUGACUACUGAAUCGAGGCAGUGGAGCACUGAAUGGCAUCCUAUCAGUUAACACAGGAUGGAGAACGCUCGUGAUCACCUGCUAUCACGGUGUGCAAACUCACCAUAAGCACCAAGCAGCAUUAUGUCAACUGCAACCCCAGCCUAGAGGUCCUGGGAAAGGAAGAUUUUAGACAUUUGCAGAAGCUCUGGCAUAGAUCUGCUGUACAAGUACUAAUUUAAAGCCACGCUUUUAGUGUAAUCAGGCAAGACAGUUUCAGUAAUGGCUCUUAUGCAGACGGCUGGUCCACAUAGCAAACAACAAAAGCAGCAGUUAUAUGGAACAGAUUAAAAUCUAGCAUAGAAGUGUGUUAUUUUAAGUCUGCCUGUCCAACUCUUCAAUAACUCUGUUCUAGCUAUGGAACAGAUGUGCAAUUCAUGCUUCACAACCAGUUUUCACAUGGAAGUGCAGUAAUAAGGUGAAAAUACAUCACCUCCCUAGAAAUGAAAGGGCUAGAAAGGAUACACAGUGUGUCUUAAUCUUCACUAUUUGGAGCUUCUGAAAAAGGCUAAUCACUCAUAAAAAAAAAAAAAAAAAAAAAAAAAAAAAAAAAAAAAAAAAAAAAAAAAAAGUGGCUACAACUUUUGCAGACUAGCUCUAUUAGGUGUCUUAGUUACAACAUGGUAACAUCUGAUGUUUAAGAAUAAAAAGAAGUAGUGAGUGAGGUUUACCUGCAUGAGGAACACUGCUUAACCAGAUGAGCUCAGGACAAAUGAGUCCACUGACUGUACACUGCUACGCUAUUCCAUACCAACAGGCUCCCUCAAAGAAAGCUCCCUCAGAUGUGACCACACAGUCUGGGUAAAAGCAUCACAAGGACUAGAUAAUUCAAAAUAAGCAUUUCAGCAAACGAAGUAUUUUCAAGUUACAGAAACUUAUUCCAAAACAAAAAAGCAACUAUAUGAAAAAUGUACUACUGCUCAUAGAAGUAAGAGUGCAAAGUCUCAGGA